This is a messenger RNA of Rhipicephalus microplus (southern cattle tick), 1149 nucleotides long. RefSeq lists its product as uncharacterized. Lineage: Eukaryota; Metazoa; Arthropoda; Arachnida; Ixodida; Ixodidae. The record is from RefSeq and is a predicted model, not a curated record.
AGCUCGGCGCCGGUUGUCCCAGCACGAAGCGAGAAAAAAGUUGUUCAACAGCCCGAGUCGAAGAACUUUGUCCAGUUACGUGAGGUUGUCCCAACCAAGAAAACAAUGCAAGCCUUCAUCGCAACAAUCCUUCUCAGCUUCACCGCCUCGGCUCUGGCCGGCGGCUACGGCGGAGGCUAUGGUGGAGGCUACGCCACCUAUGCCGCUCCUGCGGUGGGCUACGGUUACGGCGUAGCCGCUCCUGUCGCCGCCAAAGGCCUGGCCUACGGCGCCACCUACGCCGCUCCAGUGGCCGCCUACGCCGCUCCGGCUGUCACCAAGACCGUGUCGUACGCCGCCCCCGUCGUUGCCUACGGCGGAAACGGAGGCUACGGCGGCUACGGCGGCUACGGCGGAUACGGUAGCUACGGAUACGCCGCGCCUGCUGCGGUCGCAACCUACGCUGCUCCCGCUGUGGCCAAGACCGUCGCUACAUACGCAGCUCCCGCUGCUGUCGGCUAUGGCUACGGAGGAUACGGUCUCGGCGGCUACGGAGGAUAUGGCCUCGGCAGCUACGGCGGAUACGGCCACGGAGGAUACGGAGGAUACGGUGCCGGAUACGUGGCCCCCGCCGUCACCACUUACGCUGCUCCCGCGGUGGCCCGCUACGCCGUCCCGGCCGUAGCCAAGACCGUAUCCGUGGCCCCGGCCGUCGCCACCUACGCCGUGCCGGCCGUAGCCAAGACUGCCGUGACGUACGCCGCCCCCGCCUACGGAGCCGCUGUCGCCGUGCCGGCCGUGGCAACCAAGGCUGUCGGCUACGGUCUGGGCUACGGUGCCUACGGAGCCGGCUACGGCUCUGGAUAUGGCAUCGGAUACGGCGCCGGCUACGGCCUCGGUUAUGCGGCGCCCGUGUACGGCCACUACACCUCCAAGUACUACAAGAAAUAAGCUGUAAAAAGAUCAACAAGGCAAGAGCCGCACGUCACAGCAGCUCGCAAGUUUCUCGGGCUUCCACCAGGCAUCAGGGCAUCGAACGAGAUUCACCAUCGAGACAAGCUUCCGCACUUUUUUUCUUCGUAUUUAUUUUCCUGCUCGGUCGACUCCGAACUGCCGACGCUUCUCUCGUCGAAAAUAAUAAAAAAAAAGUUCGCGAAAACAUCGACUGAG